Messenger RNA from Aspergillus pseudotamarii, 1643 nucleotides. RefSeq names its product major facilitator superfamily domain-containing protein. Gene Ontology annotation, biological process: transmembrane transport. Gene Ontology annotation, cellular component: membrane. NCBI's taxonomy places the organism in Eukaryota, Fungi, Ascomycota, Eurotiomycetes, Eurotiales, Aspergillaceae. The record is from RefSeq and is a predicted model, not a curated record. The transcript is spliced from 5 exons. The coding region runs from base 123 to 1583 and encodes 486 amino acids. Gene Ontology annotation, molecular function: transmembrane transporter activity.
AUUCAGAGUACUUCUCUAGGAAUCAGAACCAUAAUCAACUGCACAAGACAUGCAGAAAAGCGAGGAACGUGCUCAACACGUGUAACUAGCGUUUGAUCAAAACCCCAUACUCCAUAUGCACCAUGUCUUAUCCAAUUGAAAAGGCAACCCCUACGACAGAUUCUCCGCCAGAGACGUCGGAUGUGGAAAGAUGCCACUCCAAAGGGAGCUUAGAACGACCUUCACAGCCUACCCCCGACCGACAAAAAUGGUAUCAAUGGUUUGCGCCGACAGAUACUCCAGCCGAGCGUCGUCUGAUACUCAAGCUAGACGGCCUGAUCAUCGUCUUCCUCUUUUUAGCCCAUUGGGCGAAGGUGCUGGAUUCGUCGGCGACGAGUACGGCCUAUGUGAGCGGGAUGAAAGAGGAUCUGAAGCUAUAUGGGAAUCAACUGAAUUAUCUCAACACAGUGUAUAUGGUUGGGUUCAUCACGAUGCAGAUCCCUCUGACAUUGGCGAUGACCCGCUGCCCCGUGAACUAUUUCCUCCCGGCUGCAGAUUUGUUCUGGGGUGUGUUUACACUGGCUCAGUACAAGGCCAGCAGCGUCACCCAGCUUUAUGCCCUUCGGUUCUUUGUUGGCGCUCUGGGUGGGUUCUUUUUCCCGGCUGUCCAAUGGUAUCUGGGCAGUUGGUAUAAAAGGUCCGAACUGGCACGUCGUGGAGCAAUCUUUUUCAUCGCGAGCCAGGUAGGCAGCAUGAGCUCGGGGUAUAUUCAAGCCGGCGCCUAUGCCCGAUUGGAUGGUCGGUAUGGGAUCAAAGGGUGGAGAUGGCUAUACAUCAUCUGCUUUGCCUGUACUAUCCCCAUCGCCUUUCUCGGUCUAUGUCUACUUCCCAGUACCCCAGACCGAUGCAACUCCCGCUAUCUCACCCAGGACGAGAUUCGCUUAGCACAAGAACGCAUGGCUGCCGAACACCGCGAACCUCGUCAGCCAUUUACGAUCCCCAGAAUCGUCACCAUCUUGAAGGGAUGGAGGAUUUGGGUACUCGUCGGCUUCGCCUUCUUCUUCUCUCAGGCGGAUGGGGUCUCCUCGAAUAGCGGCCUAUCUCUCUGGCUGAAAGAAGAACAGUAUUCCGUCGAAUCUAUCAACACCAUUACCACUGUGUCGCCCGCCGUCACUAUUGUCGCCUCGAUCGUGUGCGGCGUGAUCUCUGAUAUCUACGACGCCAAGGUCUCGUUGAUCGCCAUCACUGCGCUGCUGAAUAUCUUCGCCUGUCUCGUACUUGCGAUAUGGAAUGUUCCGGUAGGGCUGAAAUUCUUCGCAUUCUUCCUGUCCGGCACGGCGGACGGGAUUGCAGCCAUCAUCUAUGCCUGGGCGAACGAGAUUUGCGCACGCAGUGCAGAGGAGCGGGCCUUGGUUAUCAGUGCGAUGAAUACGAUCGGGAAUACGUUUGGCGCUUGGAUCCCGCUUUUUGUGUGGAAGACGGUGGAUGCACCCCGAUACUUGAUUGGAUAUAAUUGGAAUCUGGCGCUGGAUGUCUGCAUGUUGAUCAUGCUGUUUGUGCUACGGUAUUUCUGGGUGAGGGAGCAAAGAAGGGAUAGGGCAUGAAGCUGAUAUGAACAUGCUCUGCCACUAUAUGAUGAUAUAUGAACGACUUGGUGUGCAAAA